This is a messenger RNA of Geodia barretti, 1020 nucleotides long. Lineage: Eukaryota; Metazoa; Porifera; Demospongiae; Tetractinellida; Geodiidae. The record is from the annotation of a GenBank genome assembly.
AUGGCAUUCUUUCUUUCCAGACUGCUGUCCAACGACAUUGGUAUUGAUCUGGGUACGGCCAAUACCCUGGUUUAUGUCAAAGGACAGAAUAUCGUGGUAGAUGAGCCUUCGGUGGUGGCGCUGGAUCGCAAUUCCCACAAACCGCUGGCCAUCGGCUCUCACGCCAAGCAGAUGAUGGGGCGCCAGAACCCGGAUAUUGAGGUGAUACGUCCACUUCGGAACGGAGUAAUUGCCGAUUUCGAUGUGACCGAAGAGAUGCUUCGGCAUUUCAUUCGAAAGGUACAAAAAAACAGGCUUCUCGUACGCCCGCGAAUCGUGAUAUGCGUGCCUUCGGGGGUGACCGCCGUCGAAAUGCGCGCCGUCCGGGAGUCCGCGGAGCGUGCGGGCGCCCGUGAGGUGUAUAUCAUCAAGGAACCCAUGGCGGCAGCCAUAGGGAUCGGCCUGCCCGUGGAAGAGGCAGUGGGGUCCAUGGUGAUUGACAUCGGAGGCGGUACCACCGAAAUCGCGGUGAUUGCCCUGUCGGGCAUCGUGACCUCGAGGUCGAUCAAAAUAGCGGGAGAUGGGAUGAACCAGGCAAUUAUCACGAUGCUUAGACGCAAACACAAUCUUCUGGUUGGAGAACGGAGCGCGGAGCAGAUCAAAUGUGAAAUCGGUUCUGCCGGGAAACUGGAUAGCGAAUUCCAGCAUCCUUGCCGCGGUUUGGAUACGGUCAGCUUUAUCCCGAAAACCAUUAUCGUCGAUUCGGUCGAAAUUCGGGAGGCUCUCAAUGGGACGGUGAAUUCCAUUCUGGAAGCGGUGCGCCAGACCCUGGAGCAUACACCGCCUGAACUCGCUGCCGAUAUUCUCGAUCGUGGCAUCAUUAUGACGGGUGGCGGUGCAUUGCUGCGCGGGUUGGACCACAGGCUGAUGGAGGAAACCGGCUUGCCGGUGAUCGUGGCAGACGACCCGCUCACCUGUGUUGUCCGCGGCACCGGGCGCGUUCUUGAAAAUAUCGACCAGUAUCAGAAGUUGCUAUUGUAA